AACGCCGCCGUCCCAGAUACUGACUGUAUUGCCGAGUUCCAGAGCACUGGGACGUGUAUUUCGGGAAGCCGGCUGGCGUUACCGGCACCAUGGAGUCACCUUUUAGCCCCGGACUCUGUCACAGACCAGAUGAAGGUUGGGAUUCUACACUCUUUGCUGAACUUGGUUAUUUCACAGACAUGGAUGAGCCGCAAUUGGACGCAGCAAAUGAAACCUAUGAAAGUAAUUUUGAUCAUCUUGAUUUUGAUUUGGAUUUGAUGCCUUGGGAGUCAGACAUGUGGAGCAUAAACAACCAAUUCUGUACAGUUAAAGAUAUUAAAGCAGAACCUCAGCCACUUUCUCCAGCUUCCUCAAGUUGUUCAGUCUCAUCUCCUCAGUCAGUGGACUCUUGUUCUUCAACUCAGCACGUUCCUGAGGAGUUGGAUCUGUCUUCCAGUUCCCAGAUGUCUCCUCUUUCCUUAUAUGGUGAAAACUGUAAUAGUCCAUCCUCAGCAGAGCCACUGAAGGAAGACAAACCCAUUAUUGGUCCUAGAAACAAAACUGAAAAUGGAAUGACUCCAAAGAAAAAAAUUAUGAUGAGUUCAAAACCUUCAAUUCAGCCCAAACCUUUAUUACUUCCAGCAGCACCGAAGUCUCAAACAAACUCCAACGUAUCAGCAAAAACCAUCAUUAUUCAGACACUACCAACACUUGUGCCACUUGCAAAGCAGCAGCCAGUUAUCAAUAUACAACCUGCACCCACUAAAGGUCAGACUGUUUUACUCUCUCAGCCUGCUGUUGUACAACUGCAGACUCCUGGAGUUCUGCCCUCUGCUCAGCCUGUCCUUGCUGUCUCUGGGGGAGCCGCACAGCUACCUAAUCAUGUGGUGAAUGUGGUGCCAGCCCCUGUGGUGAGCAGCCCAGUGAAUGGGAAACUUUCUGUGACUAGACCUGUCCUACAGAGUAUCACGAGAAGUGUGGGUUCAGAUAUUGCUGUGCUAAGAAGACAGCAACGUAUGAUAAAGAAUCGAGAGUCUGCUUGUCAGUCACGCAAGAAGAAGAAAGAAUAUAUGCUAGGGCUGGAGGCAAGAUUAAAGGCUGCUCUUUCAGAGAAUGAGCAACUGAAGAAAGAGAAUGGAUCGUUGAAACGGCAGCUAGAUGAAGUUGUAUCAGAGAACCAGAGGCUUAAAGUCCCCAGUCCAAAGCGAAGAGCUGUCUGUGUGAUGAUAGUCUUGGCACUUAUAAUACUGAACUAUAGACCUAUGAGUAUGCUGGAACAGGAUCCCAGGAGGAUGAACCCUAAUGUGAGCCCUGAAAAUCAAAGGAGGCAUCUUUUAGGAUUUUCUGCUAAAGAAGAACAAGGCACAUCAGAUGGUAUCAUCCAGCAAAACAGCUACAGAUAUGAUCAUUCCGUUUCAAAUGACAAAGCCCUAAUGGUACUAACUGAAGAACCACUACUUUAUAUUCCUCCACCUCCUUGUCAACCCCUGAUUAAUACAACCGAGUCACUCAGGUUAAAUCAUGAACUUCGAGGUUGGGUUCACAGACAUGAAGUGGAAAGGACCAAGUCAAGAAGAAUGACAAAUAAUCAACAGAGGACCGGUAUUCUUCAGGGUGCCCUGGAACAGAGCUCCAAUUCUCAGCUGAUGGCUGUUCAGUACACAGAAACCACUAGUAUCAGUAGGAACUCAGGGAAUGAGUUACAAGUAUAUUAUGCUUCACCCAGAAGUUAUCAAGAUUUCUUUGAAGCUAUUCGCCGAAGGGGAGACACAUUUUACGUUGUGUCAUUUCGAAGGGAUCACCUGCUGUUACCAGCUACUACCCAUAACAAGACCACAAGACCAAAAAUGUCAAUUGUAUUACCAGCAAUUAACAUAAAUGAAAACGUGAUCAAUGGGCAGGAUUAUGAAGUGAUGAUGCAGAUUGACUGCCAGGUGAUGGACACCCGGAUCCUGCACAUCAAAAGCUCCUCGGUUCCUCCUUACCUCCGAGAUCAGCAGAGGAAUCAAACGAACACCUUCUUUGGUUCCCCUCCAGCAGCCACAGAGGCAACCCACGUUGUCAGCACCAUCCCCGAGUCGUUACAGUGAUUCUCUGCAGCUAGGCGGGUGAGAAUGGGACCUGCCAGGCCCAAGAGCAGGCAAGAGGACCGCUACUUUCCGUCUCCACAGCAGCAGGCAGAGAGCCGCCUCAAACUCCAGUCAGGGAGCAGAGACGGAAGAAACUGCUCCUCUUCCAAACUGCCAGAGCUUGGGUGAGAGAACAUUUCUCCAGUGGCAAAUGGAGCCUGCUUCCUCCAGUGUUACCUGGUAUAGAUCCUCCCCACCCCGCCGAUGCCUUGUCAUUCUGUAUUUGUGUUAUGCUUUCAAAUAAGAUCCACUUUGGGCCAUGAAUUUAGCUCACUGGUUCCGCCGCCUGCCUCACAAGUGCAAAGUCCUGAGUUCGAUUCCUGAUACAAAAAGAAAAGCAAAAGAUCCACUUCCCCUUCUGCCACUUCAUUUGUUGAUAAAGUGGUUUUCCUUUAGAACUGUAGACCUUAGUAACACAGAUGGUUUCCACUGGUUGGUUUUCUCAUUCUUUUACUGAAAGCCCACUUUGGAUAUUACGCUUGAGAAAACAAAUUUGAAAACCAGAACAGCCAAGAAACAUCCAACAAAGAGUCAAAACUAUUUGGAGCUUUGGGUAAAAAGGAAUAUUCCCAGUUGAUAAAGUUAACUAUUACUUGGGAUUUUUUGGUUCAUCUGUAAACAAAUAACUGUGCUGGGCAUCUGAGGGUGGACCACACAUUGGAGAGAAUGGAAGGGAAGAGGAAGCUCAGAGGGGAGCCUUGAAAAAGGAGGUAGCUCCAUUAAUACAUGUUUAAAAUGUUGAAAGUUUGAUGCUGCUGCAGUUUAAGAUUAAAGCCACAGCUACUGUGUAUUGUCAGGAUUCUAGGCUGCUGAGUCCAGCAUGCAGACUGAUGUCUUCUCUUGACUGAUCUGGUGCAGAUCCUCAAGGACCACAGGGCAAAUCCCUCAUUUUCAUUUUAGAAAUCCUCAUGGUACCAAAUUCAGCUAAGGUGCAGCAAGAACAUUUUCUCUUGAAAAUUGACAGGUAUUUUUUUCUUAAGAUGAUACAGACAAGCAAGUUUAGAUUCUGGCUGAGGAAGUACAUCCUGUAUUAUGGCAAUAAUUUUCAGCUCCUCCGGUGAAAAGGCAGUACAAGUUUGAACUCUUGUUGUUCAACGAAGAGCUGUGCUCACUUGCAUUUUACUGAAUUUUGCCUACUUCCUUUGCCAUGGGAGAGUCAAAUUAUGCUUCACAAAUACGGAUGUCAGGCAACGAUGUCCUCUCUGACAGUCUACCUUCAGUUUCUAAAUUGAGUCCUUCUCCCUCUCUAUUAUGAAACCUUUCAAUUCUCUUGAUAGAACUCAGUCUGCAAAUGCUUCUUUUCACCACAAUUAACUUGCCUUAUCAGAUUUCUUCCCCCUCUAUUCCAUACUAUAUCAAUUAUUUCCUUUUCCUCUUUACAAGAAAAGGAAAGAAAAACCAUAUCAACCCCUAAAGGACUCCAUGCAGUUAGUUCAUUUUCUGCCUGUGAGCCAAUCAGGCCUGCCUUCUAAAUAAUUGUAAACAACUACCAACAUUUCUAACUCUGGACAGUGGUGCCUCUCAAGCUAGUCAGUUGCUUUCCAAGGAAAUCAGUUUAUCUUGGGGGUGGAGGGCUAUGCUUUAUUACCUGCUAACCUGGAGUUUGAGUUAGCCUUCCUCUUUUUCCACAUCACAGGCUCUCUUCAAUCAGUGCAACACUCCCCUCUGAUCUAGCUCCUGGGUGAUUUUCAGAUAAGAACUAUACUCCCUGGUGACUGUUCUUUUAAUGGGUACUAAAGAAUAGACAGCAAAUCCUAAAGACUCUUAGGUUACUGGGCAGUCUUCCAGUGGGAUCGCCUACAGCCCUGCUCCUUCCUGUCCUGUAAUAUGAAUUAGCCCAGCAAGAGGCCGUAACUGUGGCUAGCAGGCAGUGAUGUCAUGGUCAUUCCCAAGCCUCUAAUCUGCUAGAAGUGUCGUGUGUUAGGGUAGGUGCAUAGGAUGUAUCUCUCCUCUCCUUCGCACUGAUUCACACAAGGAGAAACCUCCACAAGGUCUUCUUGUCUUUAGCACUUCGCUCUUCCUCAGUCCUAUUCCUAGCUUUUCCUGAAGACUUCAGUUAUGUCAUGUUCACCAGCAUCCUUUCCUCCGUGAUGGGUAAGAAUGUGGCUGAUGGUUGGGAGGUCUGGAUGGUUGGCACCCCGUCAUGGAGCUGAGUGCCUGGGAAGUGACUGAUGCUUGGGAGCAACAGGGACCUUUGCCUUCUGUCAUUCACUGACCCCACAGCUCCUUGUUCUUGAUCUUCUUUGGGAUGAGGGAAUAGGAGCCUCCUCAGGGUAGAAUUUCAGGAAACAAAUGGCAGCUGACAAGUUGCAAAGAAGAACUCAGCUUUCUAAGUUGCUGGCAGAGUUAUUAUUAAUUCCUGGGCACAAGGGUAGUUGUUAUUUUUAGUAUUUGAUUGCCAGCUCCAGGCCCUUUAGGAAGUGGAGAGCUGCUGUGACAGAUUAAUAGUUAAGCAAGCAUUUGAGCUUCAGUUUUUGGCAGCAUUGCCUCUGGGGGUGUUGUAGCUGGGAAGUAUGGGAGAUAUGUGAGUGUAUAUAUACGUUAUAUAUAUAUUAAUUUAUUAAGUUUCAAAGUGGGAUUUUUGCAAGCCUGUGAGAAAACUAGAUAACUCACGGGGAAGGAAGUCCACCUAUUAGAUGCUGUCGUGCUCUUGGACCAAAACCACUAUGAUGUUGGGAAGAGGCCGUGGAGACCAGCAGCAGUAGUCGUUCUGCCUGUUUGCAAGUCCCAAAUUGUUAGGCCUAAUGUAAAUUAAGUGGAUGUUUCCUCCCGCUAACUUCUGAGUCAGACAUUGGGGAGUCUCUGUGGGGUUAACUCAUGCACCAGUAGCCCAGGCACACAGCUUUGUUAGGAGGAUGCCAGUGUGCUCUAGUGAGGAGUUAAUGGGAAAGGAUAACUCUUGAGGUAAAAGUAUUGUUUGCAGAGCUUGUAGUUUAGCAACUUUACAUUAGACCACUGGGUGGGCUUUACUUUUUCAGAAAUAAUAAGUCCUCCAUGGUUAUAAAAACUCAGAGCGGCUUCUAAUUUUUUUUUCUUUACAUGACUAAAAUUCCCAGGACAAAGCUGGCACCUCUUUGUCUUUUUUUGUUAGCAACUAAUAGACAUGGAGGUAUUUGAGAGCAGUGAUGUUACAUGAGUCAUUCUUCAAUGUUCCCAAUAAACAUUACUUAGAAACAUACGAGGAAGUUGGGACUCAAACUGAUUUUUCUAGCACGUUUAAAGAAACACUACUCUGAUUAAAUCUGGUUUGGCUAACUCCCCCGGGGCAUAUAUUCCUCAGUCAUCACCACAGCCAAGGCAGCCCAGCAAGAUGCUGUUAAACACUUCCGCUGUGGCAUUUAGAGUGUUUAAAACUGAAGAACUCUCAAGUUCUUCACAACUUUUAGAAUACUUUUUGAUUCUUGCCAUUUUACUAAACUCAGGUUGUGAAAACUGAAAGAAAUGUAUCACAGGAAAAGACGUAAUUGCAUUUGACUCUCUAACACAUCGAAAAGUUUCGGAGCAACUUCCACUUUCAAUGACAUAUUAAAAGUAACCACAUACACUUUCAUAACCUGCAGCACCAGAGUCUGAUCCAGUGCUCCCUUUGAGUCUGACCUCAUGGAAAGUUUUCAUCCUUGAAACCUUUCCACUGCAUACUUUUGGGCCGACUCAGCCACCUUCAGCAGAUCCAUAUUAGCUGCGUACGGCAGCUGUGUCAAAUAAGAUUGAUUAUUGCCGGAUUUGAUAGAACUCUUUACCAUCUCUGGACCCCGUAUCCCUUACCAAAGCCAUGUUUCAUCUGUCCUGGUCAUUUUAAUUUACAUAAAUCAAGAUCCUUGCUACUAAUAAGAAUCCAGUUAUAACUUUUACCAUAAAAUAAGAAAACUUAAAAAGAAAGAGAAUGAAAUAUAAGAAUUUUUCAUUCUUAACCCUCACAAUAUUUGGAAGGGGAAAUUUCUGUUUUCCCCCUACCUGCAGGGACUGUGGCCAAUAUUUAAGGAAACAGAAACUGGACUACCCAAAAAGGUAUUACCAGAGUCCAGAAGGAACUAUGCACAGAAGAGAAAUGCAAUUUUCUCCUACCUGAAAAUUCAAGAGAAUUUUCUCCUGACUUAUAUUUUUAAUGACUAAUCUUAAAGUUUAUUUUGGAUAGAACUAGAACUUUCCACAAUUUAUUCUAAUAUCUGCGUUAUCUUUCAUGUGCAAUAGGAUUUAUGGGAAAAAUGAUAAAAAUGUAUGGUUAGAAACUUUGAUUUGAUGUAUGAAUCGUGUUAUGGCUAGCCAGUGUCACAUAGUAAACAUAAUUCUCAGCUAACUUUAAGCAUUGGGGAUUUAGGACUUUAAAAGACUUAAUUAUAUUAGGCUUGAGAAUUCAGAAUAUAGUUUGUCCUUUGUCAAGUCUAACGAACGCCACACUAUUAUGUUGUUUGUCCCCAAAGAGAUUGGCGACCAUUAGUUAAAUAAAUCGGAGGCCUGGUGUAUUCCCUGGUGUGCUAAUCCCAGAAAGAGAUUAGCAGGUUGACUUUCACAGCAAAUGUUUACUGACUGAAAUAUUUUCAUUCAUAUGGAGCCCUAAUUUCUGGGCCAGUCACUAGGAUGGAGGAGAUGUUGGGGAACAAGUGCUUUUGAUGAAGACUAUGAAGUGAUACUAGCCUUAGAGAUACCAGUUUCUUUUUCCCAUCAUGAUGGCAAGGAUGGUUUAACUGAGAACAGUAAUGCUGUACCCACGCAGCCCCUGGAACCUGAGGAAAGUAUUAGGGAUGCAACAUCGCCAGGACUUCUUCCUUGGGAUGUAUCCAUGCUAAUUUAAUUUAAUAAUGUGCUGAGGAUGAAAAGGAAGGAGGUGUCAUUCUCUCCUUUAAUAGUUGUCAGUUUAUAAUACAUAAAUGAUGACAGUGAACUAUUUCAUAUUUUCAAACAACUCUUUAUAAUGCAAUACCUUUUCUUUCUCUA
Molecule: messenger RNA, 7043 nt
Organism: Fukomys damarensis (Damara mole-rat)
Lineage: Eukaryota; Metazoa; Chordata; Mammalia; Rodentia; Bathyergidae
Gene: Atf6
Product: activating transcription factor 6
Exons: 16
Coding region: 90-2069 (659 amino acids)
Biological process (GO): regulation of transcription by RNA polymerase II; endoplasmic reticulum unfolded protein response
Cellular component (GO): nucleus
Molecular function (GO): RNA polymerase II cis-regulatory region sequence-specific DNA binding; DNA-binding transcription factor activity, RNA polymerase II-specific
Source: RefSeq, a predicted model, not a curated record